CCCCUCCUCCCUCUCUCUACAGUAUUGACUAUUUUUAUUAUUGUGUUCUGUAAUGUUUUUUUGAAUUGAUUGAUUGGUAGUGAAUAUUUUAAAUCAAAUAUAUAUUUCUACAUAAAAGUUCCAACAAAGAUUUUGCAAUGCAAAACAUAGCAAAAAUGAUAACGGAGCAACUCCGGAACCCAAAUGAAUUGGACAUCAAUCUGCGCAUGGAGUUUGGGCCAUUUGAAACAGUGCACAAGUGGAAACGGAUGUUAGAAUGCUAUGAGUUUGUUGGUGCCAGGCGAAGCAAACACACAGCUGUUGCAUACAAAGAUGCAAUAUAUGUGUUUGGUGGUGACAAUGGCAAGUCAAUGUUGAAUGAUCUCAUAAGAUUUGAUAUCAAGGAAAAUUCAUGGACCAAAAUGGGUUGUAUGGGAGUACCACCAGCACCAAGAUAUCAUCACUCAGCAGUAGUACACAGAUCAUCCAUGUUUGUCUUCGGCGGGUACACGGGCGACAUUCUUGCCAACUCUAAUCUCACCAAUAAAAAUGAUCUGUUUGAAUACAAGUUUCCGAGUGCACAAUGGAUCCAGUGGAAAUUUACUGGACAAGAACCUGUACCGCGAUCUGCUCACGGUGCGGCAGUGUAUGACGACAAGCUAUGGAUAUUUGCCGGCUACGACGGUAACGCCCGCCUCAAUGACAUGUGGACCAUCAACUUAGUGGGCGAGAACCACCAAUGGGAGCGGGUAGAACAAAAAGGGCAGUGUCCACCGACAUGUUGCAACUUCCCUGUGGCAGUGGCGCGUGGAAAGAUGUUUGUGUUUAGCGGACAGAGCGGCGCCAAGAUUACUAAUGCUCUGUUUCAAUUUGAUUUCGAAUCACAUACGUGGAGCCGCGUGUGUACGGAGCACCUGCUGCGGAGCGCGGGCCCGGCGCCGGCGCGGCGCUACGGCCACGUGAUGGCAGCACACGCCAGGCACCUCUACGUGUUCGGGGGCGCCGCCGACAGCACGCUGCCCAGCGACCUGCACUGCUACGACCUCGACACGCAGAUGUGGUCGGUAGUACAGCCGGCAGCGGAAUCGGCGACGCCCUCGGGCCGCCUGUUCCAUGCCGGGGCCGUCGUUGGCGACGCGCUCUAUAUUUUUGGUGGCACAGUCGACAAUAACGUUCGAAGCGGUGAACUUUUCCGCUUUCAGCUAUCUAACUACCCACGUUGUACACUGCACGAUGACUUCGGCCGCGUGUUGAAGUCUCAGCAAUUCUGCGACGUGACGCUUCUAGUGGGCACAGAACAAACUCCCAUACUGGCCCACCAAGCGAUGUUAGCUGCUCGCUCGCAGUACCUUCGGGCUAAGAUUAAAGAAUCUCGUGAGGAGUUAGCCAAACGCAUCGCAUCUGGUGAGGAGAAAGCGUCAGAAGUCUACUCGUAUAAAGCUAAACCUCAACUAACAGUAAAACUGCCUGAGGCUACACCCGAAGCAUUCCAGAUGGUGCUCAAUUAUAUAUACACUGACAGGAUUGAUCCUACUGAAAAAGAUGAGGACCCGGCCUCGCCCGCUACGAUCCUGCUGGUGAUGGAAGUGUUGCGGCUGGCGUUACGAUUGAGUAUUCCACGGCUGCGUGGUCUCUGCGCGCGAUUUCUCCGCGCCAACUUGUGUGAUAGCAAUGUGCUACCCGCGUUACACGCAGCCCAUCAUGCUCAACUAAACUGCAUCAAGGAGUACUGUCUGCGUUUCGUGGUGAAAGACUAUAAUUUCACUCCGAUCGUGAUGUCAAAGGAGUUUGAGGAUUUGGAGCAGAGUCUAAUGGUGGAGGUGAUCCGGCGUCGACAGCAGCCGCCAUCAAAGCAGCCCACUGCCGCACAGCACGAGAGUGACGAAGAAAUUAUAGGUACGACCUUGGAACAAGACAUGUGUGUAUUUGUGAGCGGCGGUGGUAGCAGCGCUGGUGGCAGUAGUAAUAGUAGUGGCGGUGGUGGCGCGGAGCUGGCUGAUGUGCGGCUGCGAGUGGGCGGAACCAUGCGGCCCGCUCACCGCUCCAUCCUGGCUGCCAGGGCUGCCUACUUCGAAGCCAUGUUCCGUUCCUUCUCGCCGCAGGACAACAUCGUCAAUAUCAAAAUUUGCGACACGAUCCCAUCGGAGGAAGCCUUCGAUUCACUACUUCGGUACAUAUACUAUGGAGAUACGAAUAUGCCAACUGAGGACUCAUUGUAUCUCUUCCAAGCACCUAUAUACUAUGGAUUCACAAACAACCGGCUACAAGUGUUCUGCCAGCACAACUUGCAGAGCAAUGUGACCCCAGAAAAUGUAUUGGCGAUACUGCAGGCGGCUGACAGGAUGCGCGCCACCGACAUCAAGGAGUACGCGCUCAAGAUGAUCGUCCACAAUUUUGGAUUAGUCGCUCACCAAGAAGCUAUCAAGAAUUUAGCACAGCCGUUACUGGUCGACAUUAUCUGGGCGCUAGCCGAAGAACCACACUUCGACACCCCGCUACCAUCACAGCCUCGGUCGCUACCAUCUUCGUCGUCUACCGACGUCCUAACAGAUGAUAUGGCCGAAUAUAUUAGACAUAAAGUUAAAAACUACAUAUAAGAUUACUAGAUGAUGAAUGACGAAACUUUCAAAGACUAACACUUAAUGUCUUCUUCGACAAACUGAUCGCAUGAAGAUUAUUCAGGUGGAGUUGGACAUGAAGAACUCGUAAUCGUACUAAAUCCUACCAUGAUAAUAGUAACGACGUGAUUGAAUUGUUAUUCAUAGUCACGUGUCGGCUAUUGGAUUUGACGACCUCAAACAUGUAAAGCGAAAUGUAAUAAGUUUUCGACCUAAUUCUCAUUUUAGGAUAAUAUUGCAUGAUAGGUGAAAUAUCGAAUAUUUUCUAUAUAUUCAUUAGAGUAUAUAUUAAAUAUUUUGAAGUUGAUUCAUCUGCUACAUAAGCAUUUACUGUAAUAGUUAAACUUAAUGCUGGACUAACUAAAACAUGAAACCAGACAGGUUUAGAUUAAUAAAACAGAUUAUUUUUUUACUUAUACAGUCAAAAAACGAUAGAUUAAGCUUAGAGCACUCCCAGCAUGUAUAAAGAAUAUAAAUAGAAAAAUACUAGCAUUCUUGAGAUUUACUGGAUCUUGUCUACAUUUUCAUGUAGCUGUGUGUUUAUUUUUUAUUAAAUAUUUAUUGUGGAAAAUAAUAUAGCAAAUCGAUUACAUAUCAAUAUAAUCGAAGUUAGAAUCUAAAGCUCAUAAUUAGCAAGUAAAAUGGUUAGCAAAAUAAAUAGACAACAAAGUUUAUUGGUAUCAUUAGGUUUGAAUUCACAACCUCUUGAGAAAAAGUCACAGUAGUAAACCAUUAGGGCAUGAUGCUCUUCCACUGUUAGGCCAAAUAUAAGAUUUUCUCUUAAAAAGCUUAUAUGAAAUUUUUCUAAUUGCAUUUGGUACUUAGUACCAGAUGUGAUUUUCAUUAGUGAGUACAGCUGGUGGCUGUGAACAUCACAUAUUCUAUUAUUAUCUACAUAUAUAAGCUUACAACAUUAUAAAUGUAGAAGAUAAUGGAUUAUGUCACUAGAUUAACUUCUGUGAAGUAUGUAAGGUAGUAUGAUUGGAUAAUAUAGAUGCGUCCAUGUAAUAAUAUAAUAAAUUUGUAUUACAUAUAUUCUGAUUUGUAAUGUGUAGCUUUAACAAAAGUAAAAUAUAUUUUAAUACUAAAGACAUAAGUGACUAAAUGAAUAAUUUGAAUCUCUUAUUAGCCUGAAUUUUAUUAACUAUAUUGACAGGAAUGGACAUUAUUAUUUGUAUAAAAUAUAAAUAGGUACUUUGUAUUCCUUUGAUAUACUAAAUAUUUAUUGAAAUAUUAACAUUGAAUGUUUUUUUAGCAGAUUUGAAUAUAUAAUUAAUAUUUUGUCAAAGAACAUGAUCUUACAAUAUACAAAUUCAUGUAUAUAGAAUGAUAUACUAUGUGUAAGCCAAAGCAUUUUAAAUUAAGUCUUACAUAAAUAUUAAUGUAUAUAAUAAUAUACCGCCUAUGCAAUAUAUCAUUGUUCUAAUAAUAUACCUGAUU
Achroia grisella is the source of this 4037-nucleotide messenger RNA. RefSeq names its product leucine-zipper-like transcriptional regulator 1 (gene Lztr1). The transcript has 16 exons. The record is from RefSeq and is a predicted model, not a curated record. NCBI's taxonomy places the organism in Eukaryota, Metazoa, Arthropoda, Insecta, Lepidoptera, Pyralidae. Bases 138 to 2576 code for a protein of 812 amino acids. Gene Ontology annotation, molecular function: protein binding. Gene Ontology annotation, cellular component: Golgi apparatus.